Molecule: messenger RNA, 3198 nt
Organism: Pseudopipra pipra
Lineage: Eukaryota; Metazoa; Chordata; Aves; Passeriformes; Pipridae
Exons: 19
Coding region: 385-2625 (746 amino acids)
Source: RefSeq, a predicted model, not a curated record
AGAAUUCCUUCCCAAUAUCCCAUCUAACCCCGCCCUCUGGCAGUGGGAAGCCAUUCUCCCUUGUUGUUACAGUUCUUCCAAAGCCAGUCCCUCUAAACCCACCUGAAGAACAGCACCGCUCACAUUUGGGGUCUGUUUUCUUUCUUUUACCCCCAUCUCCUUGGUUUUAGGGUUCUCUCAGCACUGGAUGGAAUUCUAGUGUUUUUUGAGCUGCUGAGGAUCAAACACUUCAGUCCGUGGUGUAACUUACCUAACAGAGAUGAAGAAUUUGGGUUCUUGAGGGGUCUUUUUCUUGCCUUGUUGAGGAAAGGAUCUUGAAAGUGGAAACUGUCUCUGUGUUUUGUCUGUUACCAGGUUGCUCCUUCCCUUUGAAUUUCAGGAGCCAUGGGACCAUCAGGAGAGGAGGAAGUGCAGAGCAUAAUCCUGAUCAGUGAUGAUGAGGCCGAGGACACUCUUGGGAAUUCUGUCCUGUUUGUAGACCCCCAGGAGAAAUCUACCCUGGGAGAGGAGAAACCUGAGGUUGUGGAUGAGGAAUGUGAAUUAAUGGUGACUUUCUGUAAACAAGCCAAUGUGAUGCCUCACGCGAGAUACGACUGCACCACACACCCCUUCGAGAGAACAGAAUGUGACACUUGCUCACCCCUGGGCAAAAACGCUGAGAUUUGUGACCAGUGCUACUGCUACAUCUGUGACAAACUGGCUUCUGAGUGCCAGAACUGGACAACCCCCUCCCUGUGCCACUGCAACGCCCACAACAAGAGCAGGUUCUGGAAGGAGCAGCGGGACUUUGCCCUGGCCGGGGUCCUGGUCAUGUUCAACCUGGAGCUGACGGACAUCGACGCCGAGCUGCGCCACGGGGGAAGUCUUCUAAUCAAAUUUAUGCAGGAACUUUAUGUGGAAUAUAAUAAGUAUCUGGCUGGAGAAAGGAUACCUCCCACACGACAUGAAUGCUUUUGCUUGCCAAAAUUGCCCCCUGGGCAGUGCAAUGCCUGCAGGUCACGGAACAUGGAGGUUGUGUACAAGUAUUCUGACGUUUUUGCCCUGGUAACAAGAUUUUUAAAUCAGGCAGAGCAAGAAAGUCCUAAAGCUGCUGCUGUGAUGCUGCUGGGAGCAGCUAAAGAGAUUGCAGUGCACAAAGACCCUGCCCUAAGCUGGCAGAACCUUGGCCAUACUGAUUCACUAAAGAUUGCUGUCCCAUGUCUGUUCCAAAGGAUCACAACCCAACUUCAGAGGAUGCUGGUGUUGUGUGACUUUCCAAAAACUCUGUAUGAAAAGUUCAUUCAUUUCUUUCAGUCCAUCUCCCUUCCCUGUCACUGCUUUGGCUUCUCAAACAGCCUGAACGUGGUGCCCUGGGAUCACGUGUUGCUGACCACGGUCCUGAAAGGCCAGAACAUCACCGGGCAGAGGACCCAGAAAGGCAGGAAAAUAUUCCUCUGGGAAGCACUCCCUGUCAUCGAGGCUCGAGUGGAGAAACUGGUAGACAAAAAGAAAUAUAGAGAAGUUGUUCGUUACCUGAGAGCUGUGAAAUGCAAUGACACCAAAGGGUUGAGAGACCUCCGGGAUAAGAUCCCCUUCUACCUGUGUAAAACUGGGGAUUUCCUGGAUGCUGCCCAUUCCCUGCUGUUCCCAGUGAACAGCCUGGCCUGCUGCUCUGCCUGCAGGAUCACCCCCUGCCAGUUUGGGGCCUACCUCAAGAUGUUCAGGACGGGCAGUGUCCCCCCUGGCAAUGACAUGCUGCAGACUGGGCCCUGGCUCGCAGUUGGCAAGUGUCACUUCUUGCUUCUCUGGGUUAGUAUCUUGUUUGUGCCAUUCUGUAAUUUUCCAGGGAACCUUGGAAUCCCUUGUUUGGGAUUUAUUUUUUUCUCUCCUCUUGCAGGGUCUCCCCUCAGGGAUGGUGUGCUAAUUAAACAGGCACUCAAACUGCUUUACAGCAACGAGUCACUGUACAGGAAUCCCAAAUGCUGGAGUUCCCUCAUCAUGGUUUUGGGUAGUAGCAAUUUGCUGGCAAAAAGUGGGCACCUAAAUCCUUUAUCCCUGAAGGAGCCACCACUUGACUUCCAGGAGGGAGUCCUGGCUGCCAGUGGGAGCCUCUUGGAGGAACUGAAGGCCAAAGUUAAUGUUUCUUUGCCACCUUCUAUUUUCUCUCCUCAGCUGCGCCACGAGGCUUGUCUCAUCAUGGCAGUAAAAGCAGUGCAACGGAUGCUCUUUUGUGACCUUCCAUACCUGACUUCCUUCUUGGAGAUAGCCCUGGCCUUUGGGAAUAACUUCUGGGCUCUGAGGCUGUUACUGGAGCACCUCUCCUACGAAAAACACAUUCUCCAUGGCACUGUCUCCCUGAUUUUGAGAGACCUCAGUCAUCAGAAAGCAACAGUCCUAAAACUGUGGCAGAACCUCGGUGCCCAGUACGUGGGUGAGUUCCUGUGCCUGUUCCUGACCUGCAGGCACCAGGAGAUCCAAAACAUUGGCCUCUUCACCCUGAACAUCAUCACAGAGAACCUGCACAUGUGUCCAUGGGCAAAGCAUCUCAGCAUCUUUUUCCACAAUUCAGGAUUGAGGCACCUCCCCCUCGGCGCAGCAGUUCACCACGAAGUCUCCAAGUUCAUGAAAAUUUUUGAACAACUGUGAUUCGACUUCAAAUCUUGGGGAAUGUUUUCCAGUUUUUCUGAGCAAUGUCUUCCUGGAGCCCCUUGGUUUUCCUUUGGUUUUCAUCUCCAGAAACAUUCAGCUAAAAACCGACUUCAGGCCAGGACCCUGAGCUGGGAGAGGGACAGAGCUGUGGUUUGGGAAUUUCCUUUCUUGCAGUUCCACGUGUUGGAAGGGGUUUAAGUUGUUUUUAAAGAGUUGAUCCCCAGAGAUUCUGGGAGAGGGACAGGGAUGGAGUUGGAGCAGAGCGAGUUUUCACUCCUGUGGGGACAGGACAAGGCAAAACUGCUGAGAGGGGGAAAGCUUAAACCAGGGAAAGUCCUGUUUUCCAUGAAACCACGAGCCACUGGAGGCUGAAAGAUGGACUGAAACUUCAGUGAUCCCAGUCUGGCAGCAAAGGAAGAUAAAUGUUCCCAUGUGCCAAACUGCACUUUGCACAUUUAGGGGUUUGGGAGGGGUUUGUGGCUUUUUGUUAUCCCAAAGAAGCUGCAGUUACUUGAGUUUUCUAAGGAGUGUAUUGAAAUCAACAGCACAUCAAUUAAAUAUUGUCACUUG